UCUGCAGUAAGGUGGCUCUCCAGGAACAGGGUUGGCCACCCCUGAUCUAUCCACAUAGUGACCGAAUGAAUGUUAGGAGAUAACAACAUAAGAAUACAUUUUUCUUGCUAGAUACAUACAAUGGUGUAACAAAGAUUCUAGUCCAUGACUGGUGUGUAGCAGUUUUACAAUUCAGAAGAUAAAUAGCUGGAGAUAGACAAAAGGGCUACCAAUAAUCUUUUGAACUAAUUUGUGCAUUUGUUUCCAGUAUGUCUUAACCAAUAUUAUUUUAAAUAACUUAUUUAUAAAUUUCAUAUAAAUAAAUAAAAAAGGAAACGUAUUCACUUGAGGGUCAGUAAAUUGAUGACAGAAUGGGUGAACUAUCCCUUUAAGGACUACAAGGCUCAGUCACCAUUCACUUCCAUUGCCUUUUAUUUCCUGUGAAUGGAGUCAUUUCAUUUUUUCUUCUUACAAACACACACAGACACUAACUUAUACUGUUUUUAAACUACAGCAUAACGAAUUUUUAGACUCAUCAUUACUGUUGCACUCACAACAUACGCACGCGCACAGUCAGGUGCUUCCUGGUGCUUCAUUGCAGGAUCACAGUCAGUCAGGGGAACCGAAACGGUCAGUGAACGCGUCCAGGAAGCGCCACCGGCAGGCGACAGACCGAGAAAUGCGGCAGUAUCCGCGACUCUCCGUCAGGUAGCCGUGAAAACCAGAAGCGCGUGGCUCCGGUGUCGCGACGGUGUUUUAGUUUCCCGCCGUCGGCGCGAGCAGCUGCUGACGCGAUGCUUUAGCCAUGGACAGCAGGAUAAAUGAGAAUCCUGCAAGGACUUUUGAUUUGGCUCUUCAAGUUGCGUGUCCAUCAUCUGAAAAUGAAGAUCCGACAGUGCUGUGGAAGUUCCCUCAGGACUUUGGAGACCAGGAGGUCCUGCAGACAGUGCCUAAGUUCUGCUUCCCAUUUGACGUGGAAAGAGUUUCUCCGACUCAGGUGGGCCAGAACUUCACGUUUGUGCUCACAGACAUUGAAAGCAAGCAGAGGUUUGGGUUCUGUCGGCUGACGUCCGGCUGCAAGCUCUGCAUCUGCUUGCUCAGCUAUCUCCCAUGGUUUGAGAUUUAUUAUAAGCUGCUAAAUACCCUUGCAGACUACUUAUCAAAACACCAGGAAGAUGACUUGAAUGACAUGCUGGAAACACUGCACAACCACCCCGUGCCAAAGCCGAAUACGCCAGUAAAUCUGAGUGUGCAUUCAUACUUCGUAGCUCCUGAUAUUAACGGACUACCCACCAUACCUGAAAGCAGAAAUUUAACCGAGUACUUCGUAGCAGUGGAUGUGAACAACAUGUUGCACCUUUACGCCAGCAUGCUGCAUGAGCGACGCAUCAUCAUUACCUCAAGCAAGCUUAGCACUUUAACUGCAUGCGUGCAUGGGUCCACCGCCAUGCUCUACCCUAUGCACUGGCAGCACAUCUUCAUCCCUGUACUUCCUCCUCACCUGCUGGAUUACUGCUGUGCACCCAUGCCAUAUUUGGUCGGAGUUCAUCUCAGCCUUUUAGAGAGAGUAAAGAGCAGAUCCCUGGAGGAUGUGGUCAUUCUGAACGUGGACACAAACACCCUGGAAAGCCCCACAGAUGACCUGCACAACCUGCCUAGUGAUGUGGUGUCGAGUCUGAAGAGUAAGCUGAAGAAGCAGUCCACGGCGACCGGCGCUGGUGUGGCCCGGGCCUUUCUGCACGCUCAGGCCGCGCUCUUCGGAUCCUACCGGGACGCCCUCCGAUAUAAACCCGGAGAGCCAAUCACCUUCUGCGAGAAGAGCUUCGUGGCACACCGUUCCAGCGCCAUGAGAGGCUUCCUUGAGAUGGCAGUGAACCUGCAACUCUUCAAGCAGUUCAUUGAAGGCAGACUGGCCAAAUUAAAUGCAGGAAGGGGCUUUACAGACGUCUAUGAAGAGGAGAUCACAGAGGGCGGCUUUUGCAAGAGUAAUUCGAAGUCUUAUCAACAGUGGAUUCACACCAAGAUGCGGGAGAGGGCGAAACCAGUCGUGAAGAACUUUCAGAUGGCCAAAGAUCACGCGAAGCGGAAAAUACGCGACAUGAAGGACAAGAUUACACAAAAGGACACUGAAGAGGAGGAAAGCCCAUACUGUGAAGGUUCUCCCACCAGCACUAAAAGCCUCUCGCCCAGGAGACUUCAGAGGAUAGCGUAUCAAAACCUGAAGUCAUCUCCACACACGCUCUAUCCUGACAGUUAUAACAAUGACGACAAUGCUAGCAGAAUCUCAUCUGAGGACAGCGGGGAGGUGCCGUCCUACAAUGAGGACAGUGAUGAGUCUGAUUUAGAGCUUCGGUCUGAAGUCAGUCAGUCAGGACAGAUGAACCUGCUGGAGGAGAUUCUGGACUCGCUCAGUACAUCCCACAUCGAGCAGGGCCGACUGUCCGCUGCCAAGAGCCUUGACUUCUUCAGGUCAUUCGAAGACCUCGACUACAAUCCCAAGAAAAGCUUCAAGUCUCCUCUGUGCAGUAGUCCUACUGCAACCGGAUGUGAAGUAGGAAAUGGAGAGCCAGCCGGCUGGAAAACAGGUCAAGAUGACAGCGCUGUCCACGGUAAACAUCUCCCGCCUUCACCUCGACGCCAAACUAGCUCCUGCUCCCUUCCAGUCCAUCCUCCCCCUCCCACCGAAGACAUCCCGAUGAGGAACUCUCUCCCAGAGACUCCCACAAUACAGAUCCUGUUUCCCGACAUGGAAAAGGCAACCAAUUCAGCUGAUGGCCUACUGAGCCCCGAAAAAAAGCACCCAGCAGCUCGAAGCCUCUCCAGACAGAAGGUCCUUUCCAGAAAAACCCAGAGGCCCCAUCAGGAGCACAAAACAGCAAGCGGACAGCUUUCAGUGCAUGUACCCUGGGAGAGGGAAAAGCAGCUCCUGGGCACAGGUAUAGAAGGAGACAGUAGUGAGACUCAGGAGAAAGGCUUGUUAGAGGAGAUCGAGUCCAUGUGUCGCAUUAGCAUGGCCUUUGAUAGCAACCAGGAGUUCAUUCAGAACAACAGCAGUCGGGACAAAUCCUGAGACAGCAGCACAACACUUGUUCAUCAUUGUCUGUUUUGUCUUCUGACGUCACACCAGCACUCUUCCUAUGUGAAGGAUCUGCAGGGGUGUUUAGUGGUUUAUAUGAAUGAUCGGUCCUCUUAUUUCUUAACCAAAGGGCAAAGGUUUUGGAUCAGUAUUAUUUUUUUUUACAUCUGCUCACCAAGGCAGCAUUUAUUUGAUCAAAACUUGAGUGAAAAAUGUGAAGAGUUAUUACUUUUUAAAAUAAGCGUUUAUUAUUAUUUUUGUAGAUUUCAAAUAGAAUUUUAUAGAUCACACAAUCUUUUAGAAAUCUUUCUAAUAUGAUGAUGAUCGCCACACAUGCAAACAAUGGCUGUGUCUCAUUUCAGAGGCUGCAUCCUCCGAAGGAUGCAUUCGAAGGGCGCUGCGUCAUUACAGCACGACGAAGGUUGAAUCAUUUAAACAAAAAUCGAUGGCUCCUUUAAAUGCAGCCUCAAAAUGCGUCCUUCGUUUCCCAGGUAAUGAAGGACACAACCAGUGGAUCUUUUGUGGCCUUGAACGUUCCAAGAUUCUUUGCGCGCUGAUAACUGCAGGACAUUUUUAACAGAAAGCUCCAGAUUAAAUGUAUUAAUUAGGUUUACCUUACUUGAAUAUCUAAACAAAUGUUAAAAAACAAAACACCUAUGUCUUACUAAGAGAUCUGUCCUCUGUAGACUAGAUCAUCUCAUUUCAAAAUGUUCGGUAUGGCUUGUGUGGACUUUGGAAUGUGGCAGCCUUUGAAAUGAGACAGGUAUUAUUAUUAUUAUUAUUAUUAUUAAGUUAAAAAUAUUUGGACUGCCAUAUGUGAUCACA
This is a messenger RNA of Danio rerio (zebrafish), 3880 nucleotides long. The record is from RefSeq and is a predicted model, not a curated record. Lineage: Eukaryota; Metazoa; Chordata; Actinopteri; Cypriniformes; Danionidae.